GCAUCGCAACGGUAGCUUCCUUCCCUCUCCUCCUAGCGGAGCGGGGGUGGGAGAACACUGCUUGGUUCAGUUGCAUCUGCGAAAGAACCAGAAAAGAUCCCUCGCUGAUAGUCUAUCUAAUCUAUUGUAUCUCCAUCCGUUCCGCCUUGUUAGUCUAUGCCUCCCAUCCUUCACUCGCGGGAUCUGCAGCUGGUGGAGUCCACAAACCUCGUCGCAUCUGCCAAAAGUCACUCGACUUUUCCCCAAGCUCGGGGCUUUGCCUGAUUGUUCCAGCCAUACCUUGCAUACCUUGUGCGGUCCCUCGCAGCUUCAAUCCUCGACGCUAUACGGUCGCAAUCUGCCGCUAGCCGUCCGUGCUCGCUUUUCGCGCCGAAAUGUCCAACCUCGAGUCUUUCGUUUAUCUGACGGUUCGGCAAGAUGACUCUGGAGUGACCCCGGCUUGUGAUACGGGGAAUGACUACGACGGCCGCAUUGGCUUGCGAAUAGCCGCGCUCUUCAUCAUCUGGAUCACUUCGUCGAUAGGUGCCGCGUUUCCCAUCUUUGCAAACCGGCAUAGAGGGCUAAAAGUGCCCGACUGGGUGUUUUUCAUCUGCAAGUACUUUGGGUCUGGAGUCAUUAUCGCAACUGCCUUCAUCCACCUGCUAGCGCCUGCGAACGACGCCUUAACGAAUCCAUGUCUUACCGGGCCCAUAACAGAAUAUGACUGGGUCGAAGGUAUCGUGCUGAUGACCAUCUUCGUGCUCUUCUUUGUUGAGUUGAUGGUCAUGAGAUACGGGAACUUUGGCGGAGGGCAUAAUCACGACCACGACGAUGGUGCUCAUGCCCAUACGCAUACUCAUUCACACGCUUUGGAGUUGGACAGGUCUACCACCGACACAGAAAUGACUGCCGCCCCGAAUUCAUCGCCCUACAAAGACAAUCCCGUUUCCGUGAACAUGCCCCUGUCCCCUCGGGUGUCUCGGCCUCAAAGUACGCAUGUGCCUGGAGAAGACCACAUGGGGCAUGCUCGUGAGCAUAACGAAAUCGAAGAAGCCGCCAGCCCACUAAGCCUUGAAGAUUACAAAGCGCAAAUGACGGCGAUUUUCAUCCUCGAAUUCGGCAUCAUCUUUCACAGUGUCUUCAUCGGUCUGACCCUUGCUGUGGCUGGCAGCGAGUUCGACACUCUCUUUAUCGUCAUCAUUUUCCAUCAGACGUUUGAGGGUCUUGGUCUGGGAUCUCGGCUCGCCGUGACGCCGUGGCCGAAAGAUCGACGGUGGACCCCCUACGUCUUGGCUUUGGCCUAUGGCCUCAGCACCCCUCUGGCUAUCGCCAUCGGCUUAGGCGUGAGGAAGAGCUACCCCCCUAACUCGGAGACGACGCUCAUCGUCAACGGCGUCUUUGACUCGGUGUCUGCCGGCAUCCUGAUUUACACGGGUUUGGUCGAGUUAAUGGCUCACGAGUUUAUGUUCAGCAGCUCGAUGCGAAAAGCUAGCAUCCGAACAGUCAUGGCGGCUUUUGUCACCAUGUGUCUUGGUGCCGGAUUGAUGGCACUGCUUGGCAAAUGGGCUUAGUGAGCUGGCGUUAUGCAAUGUUUUAAGAGUGCGGCAUUGAACCAUGUCAAGGAGGAAUGCCGGAUCGCGUGUGUACAGAAGGAAAAUGGACUAAUCUGAGGGAUGAAUGAAUCAAUGAUACCCCGGAGAAAUAUAUCGAUAGAGCUACGAUAAUCGCGCAAUCGAAAAGACAGGCGCCUUUCCAUCUCUGUCCGAAAAAGCCUCUUCAUUUCGCGCCCAGCGUGAUGAGCCACUGAAAGUUUUGAUGAUGUGGAAGAUUGUAGUGAUGGAGACGACUGAUGACUGGCGACAGGCUGGACUUGAGCAUAUUGUCCCUAGACUGAGUUAGGAUAACCCCUGCGACAGAGGACCGAAAGAGCGGGGCGAGGCGAGGCGAGGCGAGGCGAGGCGGAGCAAGGCUAAAACAGAAAGGGCCGAACAGGGCGAACCAUAACUAACCUCACGUCUACGAACGAUGGACUUGGGAGAGUUCACUCAACCUACCUCGGGUGACCAGGUUAGGGACCUCGUACAUGUCUUAUGCACAUAGCCAGCUAAAGGUAGCGUACAAGGCCACGCCGGGCUAGAGGGAAUAGACAGGCAAGGCUGGACGAUGCGGCGGAGGUGCCGCGGACUUAGUGCAG
Cladophialophora immunda is the source of this 2173-nucleotide messenger RNA. RefSeq lists its product as uncharacterized. Gene Ontology annotation, molecular function: low-affinity zinc ion transmembrane transporter activity. The transcript has 2 exons. NCBI's taxonomy places the organism in Eukaryota, Fungi, Ascomycota, Eurotiomycetes, Chaetothyriales, Herpotrichiellaceae. Bases 375 to 1550 code for a protein of 391 amino acids. Gene Ontology annotation, biological process: zinc ion import across plasma membrane. The record is from RefSeq and is a predicted model, not a curated record. Gene Ontology annotation, cellular component: plasma membrane.